Molecule: messenger RNA, 1226 nt
Organism: Priapulus caudatus
Lineage: Eukaryota; Metazoa; Priapulida; Priapulimorpha; Priapulimorphida; Priapulidae
Product: SUMO-activating enzyme subunit 1-like
Biological process (GO): protein sumoylation
Cellular component (GO): SUMO activating enzyme complex; cytoplasm
Molecular function (GO): SUMO activating enzyme activity
Source: RefSeq, a predicted model, not a curated record
GCGGAAGUCUGCGUGUUUUGUAUAUAUCUAUGGGCGCUGCAAGGAAACAGCGGUUCUGAUUCUAAUCGUUGUAUUAUGGAUAUUUAGCUCUUUGAUCUACAACUAGAGCGUUCAGAUUGUACGAUACUGCAUCUUUGUGAAAAGUCUCUCAAAGUUGGCUCAUUUCUUAUUCAAAGUGUGUCGUCGACGUAUUUUCAGUGUUUGAGUAUCAGUGUCAGUGACAGUGACUCGCUGACUGAGUGAGUUAUGUUGGAAAAUAAAGAGAUUCAUAUAAGUGAAGAUGAAGCGGCUUUGUAUGAUCGUCAGAUACGCCUCUGGGGCCUAGAUGCACAGAAAAGAUUGAGAGGAAGUCGUAUACUAGUGAUUGGCAUGCGUGGAUUAGGAGCAGAGAUAUGUAAGAAUGUCGUCUUAGCCGGAGUGAAAUCUGUUACCCUGAUGGACCAUACAAAUGUGGAAAAAGAUGAUGAGACCUCACAGUUCCUUGUUCAGAGAACGGAUGAAGGGAAAAACAGAGCAGAAUGCUCGUUAGAUAGGACACAGCAGCUAAACCCGAUGGUCCAUGUAUACAAAGACACGGAAUCCGUGGCUGCAAAACCUGAUGAAUUCUUCCACAAUUUUGAGGUCGUAUGUGCUACCUGUUGUACAACACAAGAAAUGAUCAGAAUCAACAACGUGUGCCACUCACGGGGCAUCAAGUUCUUUGCGGGCGACGUAUUUGGUUACUAUGGCUACAUGUUUGCUGAUCUGAAUGACCACGAAUAUUUGGAAACUCAAGAUUUAUUACCUUGCAAGAUGUGCUGGAUUUUGAUUGGGCGUCAACUAAAGGCAAAAUGUUAAUGAACAAAACUCCUGAAACCUACUUCAUCUCAUUAGUUCUGCUAAGAUUCAGAAGUGAACAAGUGCUUCACAAUGCCCAAUUGACCAAAGAAGAAAAGCAGAAGAAGGUUCUAGGCCUUAAGAACACUGUGAUGGAAGAGAUUGGCAUCAGUGAUUCAAUUGUUUCGGACAAAUUUGUCAGUUACUGCAUGGGUGAGUUGAGUCCAGUGUGUGCUAUACUAGGUGGAGUACUGAGUCAAGAAAUAAUAAAGGCCGUUUCUGCAAAGGACAUGCCUCACAACAACUUUUUCUUCUUCGAUGGUGUUGAUGGAAAGGGCCUUGUAGACUGUAUUGGCACUUAUGAGUGAUUUAUUCACGACAAUAUAUAAAUUUAAUGUUGAAUACACGUA